CGGCAGCUGAACCUCUCGAGGGUAGCCUUGACUUUACUGAGCUGUUUAGAGAAAAGAGGAGGAUAAAGAGAAGAGGGAGGUUUCCCGUGCAGGUGCUGAGAGAUGACAGAGCUGCAUAGCCUUGUGGAACGAUUGGAGAGAGCUGUGGGCCGCUUGGAGAUGGUGUCCCACGGCCCCGGCAUGCAGAGCGGUUGUGGAGAUGGCCUUCCAAAAGGAGUAGCUGAGCAUGUGAAAGCUUUCGACUCUCUCUUGUCGGGACCAGUAGCUGAAUACAUGAAGAUAAGCAGGGAAAUUGGUGGCGAUGUCCAAAAACAUGCUGAGAUGGUCCUUGCAGGCUUGAUGACAGAGAGGUCUCUCCUGGUGACAGCGUCUCAGUGCCAGCAACCCACAGCAAAUAACUUCUCAUCUUUGCUGAAGCCAAUAUCGGAUCAGAUCCAGGUGGUCCAGAGCUUCCGGGAGAAGAACCGUGGCAGCAAACUCUUCAAUCACCUCUCCACAGUUAGUGAGAGUAUUCCUGCGUUAGGCUGGGUUGCCAUGGCUCCCAAACCAGGCCCUUACGUGAAGGAAAUGACCGAUGCUGCCAUGUUUUAUAGCAACCGGGUCCUCAAGGAAUACAAAGAUGUAGAUAAGAAACAUGUGGACUGGGUGAAAGCUUAUCUGAGUAUCUGGACAGAGCUGCAGGCGUACAUUAAGGAGUACCACACCACUGGGCUGACCUGGAGCAAAACGGGACCUGUUCCAACUGAUUCUGAACAUGGGUCUCGAGCGGCUCCUUCUCGUGGUGGCCCCCCACCCCCUCCACCCGGCCCUCCACCCCCUCCAGCACCUGCCCCCACAAGUUCUGGCUCAGAUGACCCUGCAUCUCGUUCGGCUCUUUUUGCUCAGAUCAACCAGGGAGAAGCCAUCACUUCUGGCCUGAAACACGUGUCUGACAACAUGAAGACCCACAAGAACCCAUCGCUGAAGAACCAAGGUGGCCCUGUGCGGACGGGUCCGAAGCCUUUCACUGCUCCAAAGCCAGCCUGUGCUGCAGGUACUUCCCAAAAACUGCCAGCAAAGAAGGAACCUCCUGUCCUGGAGCUGGAAGGCAAGAAAUGGAGAGUGGAGAACCAAGAGAAUGUCUCCAACUUGGUGAUCAGCGACACAGAGCUGAAGCAGGUAGCCUACGUCUACAAGUGCAUGAACAGCACACUCCGUAUCAAGGGCAAGAUCAACUCCAUCACGCUGGAUAAUUGCAAGAAGCUAGGUCUGGUGUUUGAUGAUGUGGUGGGCAUCAUUGAGAUCAUCAACAGCCGGGAUGUCCAAGUUCAGGUGUUGGGUAAAGUGCCAACCAUUUCCAUCAACAAGACAGACGGCUGCCACGUCUACCUGAGCAAGAACUCCUUAGACUGUGAGAUUGUCAGUGCCAAGUCUUCAGAGAUGAACGUCCUCGUUCCCACAGACAGUGGCGAUUUCAACGAGUUCCCAAUCCCUGAACAAUUCAAGACACUGUGGAACGGGCGGAAGUUAAUCACCACGGUGACAGAGAUAGCCGGAUAGGCUGACCUGGCGCUCGACAUUCACCCCAGCACCAUCGCUGUGGGACAAAUCUGCUUUUUUGGGGGGAUGAUUUAUAGAUUUUUUCCUGUACCUUUUCUGCUCUCAAAUCUGCUUCUGUCUUCUCCCCAAGAGACUUGCCUACCUGCCUUCACUGAAAAUACCUCAGGCUGGGAUUUGAGGUAGGGUGGCAGAAUCAUUUGCUUCAGUCUGCUGAUCAGCAGGAGGGCAUGGCGUUUUCCCUCAGUCAGGGAAACCCGCAGCACCAAUCAACUUUCGUCUGGCCUUUUUUCUGUUCUUUUGUGCUCACUUGGAGCCAGUAUCGCUUCAGGAUGUUUUUCUUUGCCCUUUCAUUUAAGCAAGGAAAUUGAUCUUUCUUGGAAUAAACCAAGUUAUCAGGGUAAAAAGUCCCCAGUGAUGUGUGUGCGUGACAGUGUACCUGGCAGGUGUGGUUUGGGGAAGUACAAGGGAAUUGACUUAAUUCUGCUAAACUAAUUGGGGGUGUUAAAGAUUCCAGGAACGGCUUUGCUGGACCAAAAGCUGAAGGACUGGUAUGUGUUGGCAUUCCUCCUCCUCGCCCGAUUUAUUUUUCCCUUCUGUGCUCAAUGUAAAAUUAUGUGUUGUGCCAUGAUGUUGGGGGAGACCUCUCAGUUACAGGUGCCACAAGACUACCAUGGAGCAGACCCCCCCCCAUCCUGAUGGGAGUCUGUCCAGCAGCUAGAAAGCUGCUGCUCACUCGCUUCCAGUCAAGCCCUCCUUUAAAGGGAAAAUUGUGCCCAAAGGGUCCCUCUUCUGAGCAACUGGGCAUUGUUCAGGCUUCCAGGACAGUUUUUUUCUUGGAACCCCUCUUCUUUCUAGGGAGGGAGGAGCAUUCUUCGGUGAAAGUCCAGUAUUUAAUUCUUUGCAAGCACAAGUUCAUUGCAGUUGCUUCUGUCCUUCGUCAAGACUUUAUUUACAUGGUAAAGUCCAGAGGACUUCCUUUGGCUGUCCCUUUCCCUGUCACCCAGCUUCUUCCUCUCUGCAGAAAAUCCAGCGUGUUAGCAUGGCACUGCAGCGGUUGCACCAAGACCAAAGGCACGGUACUGUACUGACCCACCAAAGGGAGUUGCCUGUGCGCCUGAAUCGUAGCGUUUUGGAUAGCAUAAGCAUAUCUUAUUUCCCUCCUUGCCACAUUAACAAGUUUUUUUCCACUAAAAAGAAACUUAACAGAAGAUAUGCAAUUUUUAUUUUGAAACUGUCCUGUGACUUGUAUUUCUCUCCUGAGGCUUGUGGAAAUAAAAUCUUUCUUAUGUACUUAAAAUUAUACUGAAGAUAGAAUAAAGUUAAUGCCAAGUUGCUCAUUAA
This is a messenger RNA of Rhineura floridana, 2880 nucleotides long. RefSeq names its product cyclase associated actin cytoskeleton regulatory protein 1 (gene CAP1). Lineage: Eukaryota; Metazoa; Chordata; Lepidosauria; Squamata; Rhineuridae. Gene Ontology annotation, molecular function: adenylate cyclase binding; actin binding. The transcript has 13 exons. Gene Ontology annotation, cellular component: cytoplasm. Gene Ontology annotation, biological process: regulation of adenylate cyclase activity; cytoskeleton organization; cell morphogenesis. The record is from RefSeq and is a predicted model, not a curated record. The coding region runs from base 103 to 1539 and encodes 478 amino acids.